Molecule: messenger RNA, 2586 nt
Organism: Syngnathus typhle (broad-nosed pipefish)
Lineage: Eukaryota; Metazoa; Chordata; Actinopteri; Syngnathiformes; Syngnathidae
Gene: gnb3b
Product: guanine nucleotide binding protein (G protein), beta polypeptide 3b
Exons: 9
Coding region: 977-2005 (342 amino acids)
Biological process (GO): G protein-coupled receptor signaling pathway
Cellular component (GO): heterotrimeric G-protein complex; cytoplasm
Molecular function (GO): protein binding; signaling receptor complex adaptor activity
Source: RefSeq, a predicted model, not a curated record
ACAAAUUGUUGACUAAGUCUCUAAUGAGAUCGGCCGUUCCCGGAUAUCCCAUUAGACAGCGAUUAAGCGGGCUCAGCUGGUUAGCGCUAACAAAGCCGUCAGCGAUUGGCCACCCUGGGGAAAAAAGCUACCAAUUAGUUGACGUACGCUGGAGGAGAAGAAAGGGCACUCUCGGCGGCCAAUGACAGAGCUCGGAGUGACUGAUUCCAAUAAGUUGAAGCACGUUCAAGGCUGAUGCUUGCUUGGCACCAUACGCCCUGAGAAUGGCUGGCGACCAGUCCAUUCUUUGUCUCUGUUUUGUAUGUAUCCAUCCUGACAUUGACCGGUGACCAAUCAAUUAGUCAUCUGUGUGGCGUGAGGUUUACUAGUGACCAAUCAUUUUUUGUCUGUAUCUACUCCGACAUUGAUUUGCGACCACUCCUUCACUUGUCAAGAUGUGUGUUGUCACGACUUUCACUUUCUUGUCAACGCGUACGUGAAUAUUGAGAUAUUUGAUGACUUGGCGACCAGUCAAUUGUUUGUCUGCAAGUACUUUGACAGAAGCGACCAGUCGCAGCCUCUCCCCUUCGUUUAUGUCUUCUUUUUUUUUUCUCCCAGCCGUUGCCGGUCUUGGACUUUCCCUGCGACCCAUCCACUCCCGUUUUUCCUCCUCCUCAGUGGCACUGAUUGGACGAGCCGAUAACCUGAUUUCCUCCCCCGUGAGCUCCCAAUCGCUUUGGUUGUGCCUCUGGCUGUCUCCUUCUCUCUAUUUCCAUCUUUGAGCUUUAUCCCUUCAUUACUGAUCUCCUUCAUCCGCCGCAAUCCUGAUCGGCGCCAGCAGAGCGGAGGAGCAGUCGCGCACCAGCGAGCAGUCGCCGUCCCUGAGCAGCCGAGCAACAGCGGCCGAGCAGCAGCAGCAGCAACGCCCGAUUGUGGAGCAUCCAGCAACAGAACGGACACAGUUUACCGCCACUAAGGUCCCCUCGCCACUGUCGCCAUGGCAGCAGAGAAAGCUGAGAUUGAUGCGUUGAAAAAGGAGUGCGACGGGCUGCGUGCCAAGAUCGAGGCGGCGCGCAAGGGCGUCAACGACACCACCAUGACAUCGGCAGCGAGCGGCGUGGACUCGGUGGGUCGUGUUCAGCUCAAGCAGAGGAAGACACUCAAAGGUCACCUGGCCAAAAUCUACGCUAUGCACUGGGCCGCCGACUCAAGGCAAAUGGUGAGUGCGUCGCAGGAUGGCAAACUUCUAGUGUGGGACACCUUCACGGGCAACAAGCUGGUGGCCGUCCCGCUCAAGUCGGCCUGGGUGAUGAGCGUGGCCUUAGCGCCCUCCGGGAAUCUGGUGGCCAGCGGUGGUCUGGACAACAUGUGCACCGUCUGCAACAUCAAGGCGGCCAGCCCCAAGACUCUCCGGGAGCUGGACGCACACACAGGUUACCUUGCCUGCUGCCGCUUCCUGAGCGACUCAGAGAUCCUGACGGCCUCGGGCGACACCACCUGCUGCCUGUGGGACCUGGAGACGGGCAAGCAGAAGGUGGUGUUCACCAACCACAUCGGCGACUGCAUGUCCUUGGCGCUGUCUCCCGACAUGAACCAGUUCAUCUCCGGCGCCUGCGACUCGCUGGCCAAGCUGUGGGACAUCCGGGAAGGAAUCUGCAAGCAGACCUUCAUCGGACACACCAGUGAUAUCAACGCCAUCGCUUUCUUUGCGAGCGGCAACGCCGUCAUCACGGGCUCGGACGACUGCAGCUGCAAGAUGUACGAUCUGCGCGCUGACCAGGAAGUGAUCAGCUACCAGGACAGCAGCCUGAACGCUGGUGUCACGUCGGUGGCGCUCUCCAACUCGGGCCGCCUCAUCUUUGCCGGCUACGACGACUUCAACUGCCACAUUUGGGAUUCUCUCAAGGGCGAGAGAGUCGGCGUUCUGUCCGGCCACGACAAUCGCGUGAGCUGCACCGGCGUUCCCGAGGACGGCAUGGGCGUCUGCACGGGAUCCUGGGACAGCUUCCUCAAACUCUGGAACUGAGCGUCCGGCCCGGGAACCCCGUUGGGAGAGGGAAGAGAAAAAAAACAAAAACGGAAGGCUACAUGUUUUCAGGAGGUUACAUCACACGCGUCCUCUCUCUCAUCCAACUAUGCAAAAAUCAAACAAAACCCAUCGGGAAGGCGGCAAGCAAGAUGGCCGACCGGCGAGCAUCCACCGUGCAGCAAUGAAAAAUCCAUCGCAACCUCAAAAACGCUCCCCAACACUAGGAUGGUUUGAAAAUUAAAAUAAAACAAAACAAAAUCAGAACGGAUUGCUAUGGAACCAAGUGUAGCGAUGCAGACGUGAUGUUCCGGUGACAGGCGGCGUGAACUAGCACGCACGUAGAGAAUACUAGAUGCUUUCCUAAUUAAUCGUGUCAAAACGUUAGCAUGGACAUUUGAUUGUUAAGUGUCUGCUUUUUUUUUCCGGACUGCGCAUAGAGAGGCCCCGCCCCCUUUCUCCCUUCCCUCUCCCUUUACUGUGCAGAUCCAUAUGUUGAUUAAUAAAUCAUGUACGCAGUGAAACAGCUCAAACUGCACUUUGUAGUACUUUUGACGCGUGUGCAGGUCCUCUGUAAAAAG